Molecule: messenger RNA, 1778 nt
Organism: Carya illinoinensis
Lineage: Eukaryota; Viridiplantae; Streptophyta; Magnoliopsida; Fagales; Juglandaceae
Product: 26S proteasome non-ATPase regulatory subunit 12 homolog A-like
Exons: 12
Coding region: 153-1481 (442 amino acids)
Cellular component (GO): proteasome regulatory particle, lid subcomplex; nuclear proteasome complex; cytoplasm
Source: RefSeq, a predicted model, not a curated record
UCAAGGACAUUAUUGCAAUUUUAAGUUUUAAUCAAAGUGCCUUCCGUGUUCUUCAAACAAUUACAAUCGCUUUUAUCCACGCGCCUCUCUCGUCUGUAGUCGCUUCUUUUUUCUCUCUGCUAGGGUUUUGAUCGAAUUUCAGAACGAUUUCAAUGGAAGGCGGGGGCAAUCUAGAGGCUGCGAUAGAGCAAUUGCUGAAUGUGGAGAAGCAGAUGAGGCUGGCCGGUGAUGUGGCCGGCACCAAAAAGGCUGUCACUGACAUUCUUCUGCUCUGCUUCGAAGCGCGAGCCUGGGCGACCCUCAACGAUCAGAUUGUUCUCUUGUCGAAGCGCCGGGGUCAGCUUAAGCAGGCUGUGACUGCCAUGGUCCAGCAAGCAAUGCAGUAUAUAGAUGAGACACCAGACCUUGAAGCCCGUAUAGAGCUCAUUAAAACACUAAAUAAUGUAUCUGCGGGGAAGAUAUAUGUGGAGAUUGAAAGAGCGAGGUUGAUCAAGAAACUUGCAAAGAUCAAGGAAGGACAGGGGCUUAUAGCUGAAGCUGCAGACCUGAUGCAAGAAAUUGCUGUGGAAACUUUUGGUGCCAUGGCAAAAACCGAGAAAAUUGCAUUCAUUCUUGAACAAGUACGUUUGUGUCUAGACCGCCAGGAUUAUGUUCGUGCUCAGAUAUUGUCGAGGAAGAUCAGUCCAAGAGUUUUUGAUGCUGAUACUUCAAAAGAAAAGAAAAAGCCUAAAGAAGGUGACAACAUGGUCGAAGAGCCUCCUGCUGACAUACCAUCUUUGUUGGAGUUGAAGCGAAUCUAUUAUGAAUUAAUGAUAAGGUAUUACACCCAUAACAAUGACUACCUUGAAAUUUGUCGUUGCUACAAGGCAAUUUAUGACAUUCCCUCUGUCAAAGAAAACCCAGAGCAGUGGAUUCCGAUUCUGAGGAAAAUCUGUUGGUACUUAGUGCUGUCACCACACGAUCCGAUGCAGUCAAGCCUUCUUAAUUCCACCUUGGAGGACAAGAAUCUCUCCGAAAUUCAAAAUUUCAGGUCACUAUUAAAACAGCUGGUGACAAUGGAAGUCAUCCAAUGGACGUCACUUUGGGAUACAUACAAGAAUGACUUUGAGAAUGAAAAGAGCAUGCUUGGAGGUGAUCUAGGCGACAAAGCCGCAGAAGACCUUAGACAGAGGAUAAUUGAACAUAAUAUUCUCGUUGUUUCAAAGUAUUACUCGAGGAUUACCUUGAAGAGACUUGCAGAACUGUUGUGCCUUAGUAUCCAGGAAGCUGAGAAGCAUCUCUCAGAGAUGGUUGUGUCAAAGGCACUUGUGGCAAAGAUAGACAGGCCAAUGGGAAUAGUCUGUUUCCAAACAGCGAAGGAUAGCAAUGCCAUCCUUAAUUCGUGGUCAAUGAACUUGGAAAAGCUGCUUGAUCUUGUCGAGAAGAGUUGCCACCAAAUACACAAAGAAACAAUGGUUCACAAAGCUGCUCUAAAAAUUUGAAAAAGACACUCCCCGAUUGCUGAUGUCAUUUUCAGGACUUAAGAGGCGCUUAAAUCAGUAUUGAAUAUUGAUCAUCGCCUUUGCAGAUUGGAUUGGUCAGGCAUGCAUUAUCAGGUCUUCUCUCCGCAAGUUAUUAUUUUGUCUGUCGGGUCAAAAAUACCAAACUUGGACAUGGUUCUGUAUACUAACGGCACAUACCUUGCCACUGACUAAUAACAGGAACCUGAAUGGGCUUGCUUUUAGCAGUGGAAGGAAAUUUUAGUGCACUAUUUUUUCUCCGUUUAUGGAGAUUGGUCA